CAAUUAUGAAGCGAACAAAAGGAAUCCCAAUCCACUUACGACGAUUUUUCUCUCUCUCUCAUCUCUAUUCUCAGCUACCUAAUCACCUCGCACAAGUCUCUUCCAUGGUGCUAAUUUGACAUUCAAUAUUUCCUCCAAAUUAAAACAUGGUUGCCGCUUUGCUUGUUAACCCUAAUUUGUCCACACCCUUCCUUGGCUCUAAACUUUCUUUGCGCCAGAAUUUAAGGAAUUUAGCGACAUAUGGAGUUAAUUUUAGGCUACCUAGGUGUGCAGUAGAUUCCCCUUAUGAAGGCAAUGUGUCAAAGUUUCCAAGGGUGAAUGUGUGGGAUCCUUAUAAGCGCCUUGGCAUAAGUCCGUAUGCUGCUGAGGACGAAAUAUGGAGUUCUCGCAAUUUUCUUGCACAGCAAUACGCUGGAGAUGAGAGAAGUGUGGAGUCUAUAGAGGCUGCAUUUGAGAAACUCCUGAUGAGAAGCUUUUGGGAGAGAAAGAAAACAAAGAUCAACCUGAAGACAAGGUUGAAGAAGAAAGUUGACGAAUCUCCUCCUUGGGUGAAGAAUUUGCUCAGCUUUGUCGAGCUUCCUCCAACUGUCAUUAUUCUCAGAAGAUUGUUUUUAUUUGCAUUCAUGGCUUGCUGGAGUAUAAUGAAUUCUGCUGAAGGUGGACCAGCUUUCCAGGUGGCUCUCUCUCUCGGAGCUUGCAUAUACUUCCUAAAUGACAAGACGAAGAGCUUAGGGAGGGCAGCUAUUAUUGGAUUUGGAUCCCUUGUGGCUGGUUGGCUAUGCGGUUCUUGUCUGGGUCCAAUGGUACCAGCAGCUAUAUUACCGACUACUUGGACUCUAGAACUCCUUACUUCGUUGGGAGUAUUUGUCUCAUUGUUCCUUGGUUGUACCUUUCUUAAGUAAAACAUACAUGUUUUCGCCAUUGAGGAUUUUGAAUUCUCAAUGUCUUGGAAGCUGAUGUAAGUCCAUGUUUCACUUAGUGGUAAUAAUCAUUUGGAUUUCUUCUA
Messenger RNA from Beta vulgaris subsp. vulgaris (sugar beet), 1006 nucleotides. RefSeq lists its product as hypothetical. The record is from RefSeq and is a predicted model, not a curated record. Gene Ontology annotation, cellular component: chloroplast membrane. NCBI's taxonomy places the organism in Eukaryota, Viridiplantae, Streptophyta, Magnoliopsida, Caryophyllales, Amaranthaceae. The transcript is spliced from 5 exons. Bases 147 to 902 code for a protein of 251 amino acids.